AUGGUCGCCGACGAGGCGAAACGAGCGGCGAGUCGAAGUCGAUGUGAACCAAUUGAAAUUCCACUAUGCAAAGAUAUUCCAUAUAAAUACACCUAUUUUCCGAAUUCCCUCCCACAACCAGAUCAACAGAGUGUGCGUUUCUUUUUUUUACAAACUCAAACCGAGCAUUUUAAACCACUGAUCAAAACCAAAUGCAAUCCACACAUCAAAUUCUUCAUUUGUAGUGUGUUUGCACCAAUGUGUCCUCAGCAUAUGCCACAGGCGGUUACCAGCUGUCGUUCUGUUUGCGAAGAGAAAAAUAAAUCAUUCGGCCUGAUAUUGUUUUGCUAUGAUACCUUUCUGUCCAUCUAUCCGUAUGGUUGCUUUCAUCAUCCAAUUGUGAAAAUUCAAGUCACCUAUCUGAAUCGCAAGUUUGGACGAGUAAAAUUAUCUGAGUCGCGUUUCGCUAGAGGAGGAAAUCGUUUUCCUCAAGCACCAGAUCUGUGCAUGAAACCAACAAAUGAACACAACAGCUACUUAGGACCCGAUCAGUUGGAGAAUGACCAACGCGAUCCGUUGAGUAGUAUAGAGGGUCGAAUAUUUGCCAAAUCUAUUGCUGAAUGUCCGAAUGAUCUGGUGAAUCUUGAUCCAACAGAUCAAAAUGGAUAUUGUGCAUUCCAGUGCAAUCGAGAUGGUAUGUUUGACGAUUCGAAAAAAGAAUUCGCACGGUUCUGGAUGCUUCUUUGGGCAUCAAUUAAUCUUGCUAUUACAACCUUCACGGUGCUCACGUUUCUGAUUGAUCGGCAACGAUUUCGUUUCCCUGAACGGUCAAUAUUUUACCUAUCGGCAUGUUACAUGCUCUUUUCGCUGCCAUCGUUGAGUCGUGCAUUCAUACCGUACGAAAGAAGUGCCUGUGAACGUCUUCCCACCGGACAGUCAUUCCUGAUAAUCGGCUCACUAGACAAUACACCAUGCGUUCUAUCGUUUAUGCUCACUUAUUACUUCUCGAUUGCAAGCAGUUUAUGGUGGCUUAUGCUCACAUUCACAUGGUAUUUGUCGGCUGCACGUAAGUGGGUACCUGAAGGAAUUGAUGCAUGGAGCAGUUAUUUGCAUUUAGUUGCGUGGGCGUUGCCUGCAUUAUUAACUAUUGCGGUUUUAACAUUGCACAAGUUGGAUGCAUCUGAACUAACCGGAGUGUGUUCAGUGGGUAAUGCAGAUCCGUGGUCGUUACUCGGUUUUGUCAUUUUACCGAAGUUACUUUUCGUUCUUCUUGGCAGUUGUUUGAUCGUUGCUGGUUUCUCGAGUAUGUGCCGUGAACGUGAUUCAUUUCGACGAAGGGGAACUGAUACAUCAAAACUGGAAAAGCUGAUGGUAAAAAUGGGAAUAUUCAGUGCACUUUAUAUAAUUCCUGCCAUAACGAUGGUCGUCUGUGAUAGUUAUCAUAUGUUCGUUUUGAUGCAGUGGCAUCCCACAACGAUCGCUUGCAAACAUUAUGGUGGUGCUGAGAAAGGUGUUUGUAAGAGGCCACAACUUCCACAGGCAAGUAGUCAGUUCGUAUUGAAUGAUGUGUCGGCCGAAUUGUACGUACUGAAUAUCUUCAUGUCUUUGGCAGUUGGUAUUUCAACAGGAAUGUGGAUUCUGUCGUCGAAGACAUUCCAUUCUUGGCAACGAGUGCUGUGUUGUGGAUUGUGUUCGACGGCACCUGCCAAACAUGGUACAGCCUCAAUACCCCUUGCUGCAGUCAACAGACCUUUAAUACCGUCUGUUAAUCCUCCACCUCCACCGCACAGUUAUAUACCAAUCACCAAUGCUAAGUCAUCACUACCAAACACCAACAACGCAACCACCAACCAUGUCGUCAAUAUUCAACCUUCUGCUUCUGCUGCAUGGAAACAAUCGAAAAUCGUCUGA
This is a messenger RNA of Anisakis simplex (herring worm), 1890 nucleotides long. NCBI's taxonomy places the organism in Eukaryota, Metazoa, Nematoda, Chromadorea, Rhabditida, Anisakidae. The record is from the annotation of a GenBank genome assembly.